Oryza sativa Japonica Group (Japanese rice) is the source of this 1668-nucleotide messenger RNA. Its product is annotated as aspartic proteinase nepenthesin-1. The record is from RefSeq and is a predicted model, not a curated record. NCBI's taxonomy places the organism in Eukaryota, Viridiplantae, Streptophyta, Magnoliopsida, Poales, Poaceae. Gene Ontology annotation, cellular component: extracellular region.
CGCUGGAUUAAAGCCGGUAACGUCAACCAAACGAUAUUCCAAACAUGCGUGUUAUAAGUACUUAUUAUAUUUGUGAGUUUGUUAAUCAGAGGUUGCAAUGUCUCUUUACACUGAAAUCAACACCAUCUUAUAAUCAUACUAGAUCACAAGGGGGUGACAAGGACCAUUAAGCAACUCACUCGUGGGGGCAACAUGAUGCUUUGCACUGAACUAAAAUCGAAUCUAGUCUUUGAGCAUAUCAUUAGCCACUCACGCAACGUAUCAGCCGCACUCGUCGUGCGCACGCCGUCUCGCCGGACGGACGGCAGGUCCGGAGCCACUGGUGCUCGCUGUAGAUAAGAAACGGUUCCCACCGAUGGGAUAAUAGUUUUGAAUGAUAAAAAGUUGCUUCAAUAAUAUUUUGCUCAGCGACCAGGGACACUCGCUGACCGUCGGCAUCGUGCAGCCGCGCAAGCUCAUCGUGGACACCGGCAGCGACCUCAUCUGGACGCAGUGCAAGCUGUCCUCCUCCACCGCCGCGGCGGCGAGGCACGGCUCGCCGCCGGUCUACGACCCCGGCGAGUCCUCCACUUUCGCCUUCCUCCCCUGCAGCGACAGGCUGUGCCAGGAGGGGCAGUUCAGCUUCAAGAACUGCACCAGCAAGAACAGGUGCGUCUACGAGGACGUGUACGGCAGCGCGGCGGCCGUCGGCGUCCUCGCGUCGGAGACCUUCACCUUCGGCGCGCGCCGCGCCGUCUCCCUCCGCCUCGGCUUCGGCUGCGGCGCGCUCUCCGCCGGAAGCCUCAUCGGCGCCACCGGCAUCCUGGGGCUUAGCCCGGAGAGCUUGUCCCUCAUCACGCAGCUGAAAAUACAGAGAUUCUCCUACUGCCUCACCCCUUUCGCCGACAAGAAGACGAGCCCGUUGCUGUUCGGCGCAAUGGCCGACCUGUCCAGGCACAAGACGACGAGGCCGAUCCAAACCACCGCGAUAGUGAGCAAUCCGGUGGAGACCGUCUACUACUACGUGCCGCUGGUUGGCAUCUCGCUCGGGCACAAGCGGCUCGCCGUGCCGGCGGCGAGCCUCGCAAUGAGGCCCGACGGCGGCGGCGGCACGAUCGUCGACUCUGGCAGCACGGUGGCGUACCUCGUGGAGGCGGCGUUCGAGGCCGUCAAGGAGGCCGUGAUGGACGUGGUGAGGCUGCCGGUGGCGAACCGGACCGUCGAGGACUACGAGCUCUGCUUCGUGCUGCCGCGCCGCACGGCUGCGGCGGCGAUGGAGGCGGUGCAGGUUCCGCCGCUGGUGCUGCACUUCGACGGCGGCGCGGCGAUGGUGCUGCCGCGGGACAACUACUUCCAGGAGCCGAGAGCCGGGCUGAUGUGCCUGGCCGUGGGCAAGACGACGGACGGCUCCGGCGUGUCCAUCAUCGGCAACGUCCAGCAGCAGAACAUGCACGUACUCUUCGAUGUGCAACACCACAAGUUCUCCUUUGCGCCCACGCAGUGUGAUCAAAUCUGAAACACUCUUACUACUAACACAGUUGUUCUUACAAUUUUCCCUUUUAUUUUUCCCUGAAAAUGUUAUUAGCCUUCCGGAUUAAGAUAUCCAAUAAUAAAAAGGAUUCAUCGAUCAAGUAUUGACGUUUCGAAACGACAAAAGAGAAUAAGAGGAAAUGCACCACAGAUGUAUUU